AUGGGACGUCAGAAGCAAACAACACCUCUCCAGAGAGCCCCGUCUUCUCAAUUGAUGCACGAUGAUGCCGGCGCGCCCAAGUCCGCGAAUGGCAGUUCCAUACCUAAUGGGAGCGCAUCUGAGAAAGCAUCAGCAGUCUUGGAAACUGUUGCCGAGACUCCUGGAUUGGCCCAGCUGGUAAUCUGUGUCCUUGGUAUCUACGCAGCAUUUCUCUCAUGGGGUGUUCUCCAAGAAGCGAUUACAACGACGAGCUACCCCGUACGCCCACCAACUGCCGCUGAGCCUGAACCGCCUACAGAGCGAUUCACCUAUUCCCUCGUUCUAAACACCAUCCAAUCCUCCUUUGCUGCGACAACAGGCUUCAUCUACCUCCUGAUCUCUACACCCAAGGGCCAAAGCACCCCAUCUAUCUUCCCAACGAGUCGCAUCCUGGUCCCUCUCAUCCUAGUUGCUAUCUCCUCAUCGCUCGCCUCCCCCUUUGGCUACGCCAGUCUUCAACACAUCGACUAUCUGACCUUCAUCCUCGCGAAAUCAUGCAAGCUUCUUCCUGUCAUGGUCCUGCACCUGACCAUUUUCCGCAAGAAGUAUCCUUUAUACAAAUACGGUGUUGUGUUGAUGGUCACUCUCGGCGUUGCUACGUUCAGCCUACACCACCCAGGAACCAGUAAGAAGGUCGCUGCGGCGAAUUCGGGCUCUUCCGGCUGGGGCAUUUUCCUACUGGCCAUCAACCUUCUGUUGGAUGGUCUGACCAAUACCACACAAGACCACAUCUUCAGCUCGCCCAAGCUCUACACGCGCUUCACCGGACCCCAGAUGAUGGUUGCGCAGAAUGUGCUUUCAACCGUGCUGACAGCUACAUACCUUCUUGUCAUGCCGCAUCUCUCCCAGAGCGGCGUUUUGCACAACCUCUUGCCAUUCCCUAUCCCUCCAUCCACGGAGACUGAGCUGUUCGGCGCUAUUUCCUUCCUCACCCGCCACCCAGAAGCGCUCAAGCAUGUCCUUGGGUUCGCGGCUUGUGGUGCUGUCGGUCAACUGUUCAUUUUCCAUACUCUUUCCCGUUUCUCCUCGCUGUUGCUUGUUACCGUCACCGUCACACGGAAGAUGUUGACGAUGCUUCUUAGUGUCUUCUGGUUCGGUCAUUCUCUGUCUGGCGGUCAGUGGCUAGGAAUUGGCCUGGUCUUUGGUGGCAUUGGCGCCGAGGCCGUGGUCCAGAGAUCAGAGAAGAAGGCGAAAGAGCGCUCUAAGGUCGAGGCCAAGAAAGAGUUGUAA
Penicillium salamii is the source of this 1269-nucleotide messenger RNA. NCBI's taxonomy places the organism in Eukaryota, Fungi, Ascomycota, Eurotiomycetes, Eurotiales, Aspergillaceae. The record is from the annotation of a GenBank genome assembly.